AUGGAUGCUGACGCGCACGUUGGAUCCUCGACGGCGUCGCCGAUUGUUGCCUCGGACGACUUCACCGAGUCUGCGGCCUGGACGGCCGAGACCGAGAUCUCAGCAAACGAGGUGGUGGAAAAGGAGAACCUCGUUCGAGAGAUCAUGGCACGACAGGACGGGUUGCGCGCCCUGCUCAGCCGCGUGAGCUCGGUCAAAGAAGACUGCAAGAAGGCCGAGGCAGACAACGAGAUGCUGCAGACCUACAUCGACUCGGUCACAAAGAGUCUUGCUGCGAAAGAGAGGGGCUAG
This is a messenger RNA of Moesziomyces antarcticus, 291 nucleotides long. RefSeq lists its product as uncharacterized. Gene Ontology annotation, cellular component: trans-Golgi network. The record is from RefSeq and is a predicted model, not a curated record. The transcript has 2 exons. The coding region runs from base 1 to 291 and encodes 96 amino acids. Lineage: Eukaryota; Fungi; Basidiomycota; Ustilaginomycetes; Ustilaginales; Ustilaginaceae.